Molecule: messenger RNA, 930 nt
Organism: Lepisosteus oculatus (spotted gar)
Lineage: Eukaryota; Metazoa; Chordata; Actinopteri; Semionotiformes; Lepisosteidae
Gene: efcab10
Product: EF-hand calcium binding domain 10
Molecular function (GO): calcium ion binding
Source: RefSeq, a predicted model, not a curated record
ACAGAGGCUGAGGCUGUAACAUAGCAACAGUGCCUGCGAAAUCAACAACAUGGCGACACCUCGGGAGCGAGAAGCUGCUAGCUAUCUCGAAAAACACAAAAUCCUCGAUCUGAUGGAUAACUUAGCUAGCAUGCUGUUUUUCCACAGACCAGAAAGGCCUCGUGAGUUUUUGAUAUCCCAACUUGAAAUGCUGAAAGUAACCAGAAUGAGAACCGCGGACAGCCCCUGUCUUUUCAAUGACUCCAAUUUAGAAGCAAUUUUUGGAAUUCUCGAUCCCCCGAGGCAAGGAUAUAUCACUCUUGCACAGUACAAAGAAGCACUGAAAACACUGGGAAUUAAAACAUUUGAUGAAUCUCCGGAAGGUUGUGAAUUCAACAGAAUAUCACAGGAUACAUUUAAGAAAGAGGCGAAGGAUGGCUUAAUGAAGUGUUCUGCAACUUUUAAAGUUUAAGCUCUACAGUUCUCUCUUUAGAGGGUGUGACUUCAGAUGGAAUAGUUUUUUAUUUUACAAACAACUUAUUUAAAGUUACAUAUAAUCUCUAAAUGGUGUACUUUAAAUUUAUUUUUUGUACAGCAUUUUCCCCCAUUUGGGGCAUUCUUUACACGUAUUGUAAGAUUGUGAAAAUUAGUUAAUUCUGAGCUUCUAACCCAUGCAAAACAAAUUACUUUUUGGCUUUUCCCAGUAUUGCUAGUACAAGUAGAUAAAUCCUGAGCAGUUAUUUCCAUCACCUCUCUCUCUCAUUCCCUCCCCAAAAAAGAAACCACAUUCAUUAAAUGUAUUAUGUAUGAAACAUAAAUGUUGUCAUGGAGCUUAAAUAUAAACCAAUAUUUUUAAAAUUGAUACACUUUUGUUAGAGAUAUAAAUAUAUUAUUAACCUUAGUGCUGUUCUGAUGUUGUAAUUGAAAGUAAACUUAUUGACCUGACUGAAA